This is a messenger RNA of Falco peregrinus (peregrine falcon), 3046 nucleotides long. It is a transcript of the gene PIGU, whose product is annotated as phosphatidylinositol glycan anchor biosynthesis class U. The coding region runs from base 152 to 1459 and encodes 435 amino acids. The record is from RefSeq and is a predicted model, not a curated record. Gene Ontology annotation, biological process: attachment of GPI anchor to protein; protein localization to cell surface. The transcript has 12 exons. Gene Ontology annotation, cellular component: membrane; GPI-anchor transamidase complex. NCBI's taxonomy places the organism in Eukaryota, Metazoa, Chordata, Aves, Falconiformes, Falconidae.
GCCGCCGCGCGGGCCGUAGUGUUCGGGAGGCGGCGGGGCGGCGCGGCGCCUCCCGGGAGCUGUAGUGUUCCCGGCCGGCGGGGCAUUGCCGCCGCGCUCUGCGGCCCCGCCCGGGAGCUACAGCCGGCGGCCGCCGGUGCGUGCCGCGAGGAUGGCGGCGCCCCUGGUGCUGGUGGUGCUGGUGGCCGUGACGGUGCGGGCCGCGCUCUACCGCUCCAGCCUCGCCGCCUUCAUCUCCGAGCGGGUGGAGGUGGCGUCCCCACUAAACGCCUGGAAGCGAGUGGUCGAAGGAUUAGCUCUGCUGGAUUUAGGGGUCUCGCCAUAUUCUGGAGCUAUUUUUCAUGAGACCCCACUGAUAAUAUAUCUCUUUCACUUCCUGAUCGAAUAUGCUGAAUUGGUGUUCAUGAUAACUGAUGUGCUAACUGCUGUUGCCCUUUACUUGGCCAUCCAAGACUUCAACAAAGUUGUGUUCAAAAAGCAAAAGCUCCUAAUAGAGCUGGAUAAAUAUGCACCAGAUGUGGCUGAACUCAUCCAGACACCUAUGGAAAUGCACUACAUCCCCCUCAAGGUAGCAUUAUUCUAUCUGUUAAACCCCUACACUGUGAUGUCUUGUGUGGCAAAGUCUACCUGCGCCAUCAACAAUACUGUCAUUGCAUUCUUCAUUUUAGCUACAAUAAAAGGUAGUGCCUUCCUCAGUGCUGUGUUCCUGGCCUUAGCUACAUACCAGUCACUCUACCCUCUCACAUUGUUUGCUCCAGCACUCCUUUACCUUCUACAGCGUCAGUUCAUACCAAUAAAACUGAGAAGUAAAAGUUUCUGGCUCUACACCAUGCAGUAUGCAGCCCUGUACCUGUGCAGCCUGGUGGUGAUCAUCUGCCUCUCCUUCUUCCUCCUCAACUCCUGGGAUUUUAUCCCAUCUGUUUACGGGUUUAUCCUUUCCGUUCCAGAUCUGACACCCAAUAUUGGCCUUUUCUGGUACUUCUUUGCAGAGAUGUUUGAACACUUCAGUCUUUUCUUUGUAUGUGUGUUUCAAAUCAACGUGUUCUUCUACACCAUUCCCUUGGCAAUAAAGCUAAAGGAACACCCUGUGUUCUUCAUGUUUGUCCAGAUCGCAAUCAUUUCUAUCUUCAAGUCCUAUCCCACUGUGGGAGACAUUGCACUGUACAUGGCCUUCCUUCCAGUCUGGAGCCACCUUUACAGAUUCCUCCGGAACAUCUUCAUCCUGUCAUGUGUGCUCAUUGUCUGCUCCCUCCUGUUCCCCGUUCUGUGGCACCUAUGGAUUUAUGCAGGAAGUGCCAACUCCAAUUUUUAUUAUGCCAUCACGUUGACUUUCAACAUAGGGCAGAUCCUGCUCAUCUCGGAUUAUUUCUAUGCCUUCCUCCGGCGGGAAUACUACCUCACUCAUGGUCUCCACUUGACAAGGCAAGAUGGGACAGAGGCCAUGCUUGUUUUGAAGUAAGGAUUGUGCCCACUGUUCCCUGGGACAUGGACCAUGCUAAGGAACAUGCAAAGCAUGGUGUAUGUGGGGUGGGUGGGGAAGGUUCCCUGAAUGAGGUCUGACUUUGGGAAUAGUACCUACUGAAAGAAAGGGCCAAGGUUCUUCUGGGAAUACCCUCCCGAGCUGCAGGCUCAGUGCAGAGACUAAGAGCUACAAGCAGGAACUGCAGUGCCGAAUUGGAGGAUCUCCCUUUUUCCAUCAGCUGUGCUUUUCACUGCGACCUCAGCCAUCAGCUCUGGGCAGUCCAAGAGGAACUGAAGAAAGUGUCUGAGCUAAUACCAGGGCUGCAUCUCUGGCCCAGAAGGAGCUCGGACCAUAAACUUACUGUCACUGCUUCCUGGAGAUGUUUGCUUCUCUGGAGAUUUCCCCUUCACUGCUUUGACCAGUAGUGCUCCUGCUUAGCACAAGGCAUCUCUGGGUAUACUUCUGGGUUCUCCUGCUGUUGUGGGAUCUGGAAAAAUCACAUGUACUCGGGCACAGUGGCUGACUGUGAAACAAAUGGCUGACCACGGAUGAAUGACCUGCUGGAAGGAGGAGGGUGGAAGCUGCUGCCACAGGUAAUAAUUUUGUGCUCAAACUAGGAAGAACUGGAACUGGGGUGAAGACAGCAGGGUGGGUACUGGGUAACUGCUGUAUCCUGUUGAAGCAACACAGGCACUUUCAUGUCAGGAGCAGUACAGAGGCGUUACAGGGUCCCAGAAGGAAUGUUACUGUGGAGAUAAAACUCCCAUUCCUCCUCAUUUCUGUAGGGUAACAAAGCUUGAUGGUGCAGGGCUUACACUAUAGUUGUGAUCGCUUGGGACAGCAGCCUGGACAUGGAAGGAGCAAGCUGCCUGCCUGGGCCAGGGACCAGAUCUGUUUACAUCUCCCCUUCAAGGCCCCAGACCAAAGCCAGAAGGAGCCUCAGCCACCACUGUUGUGGAGUUGUCAGGCUCCAGGUGUUCCAUAGUGUUACACGGCUACAGGAUACACACUUUCCCUGUGUUACCCUCUUGCAAGUACAGCACUGGCCGUGUGGCUGUUAAAGCGUGAGCCCUUGGUUCCCCUGUGAGCUGCUGCCCCCGUGCAUGUGACCCACCUGGGCAAAGCCACCAGGCUGGCUUCUUGCUCAGCUGGUUGUACGGUGGCACAGAGCAGUGGUAGCCACAGCGUGCAAGCUUUCUCACUGGUGCUGGGCAGCAGGUAGCCAGCUUCCCUACAGAUCCCAGGAAAAAUCCAAAGGGCUGGGAAUGUGGCAACAUCGAAACCAAACUGCACCUGGUAUAGUGGAACUGAGAGAUAGAUGUACCCAGGCAGCUGUGUAAGCAGGUUAUUUCUUUCUGGACCAUUAAAACUUUUGCCUUACUGCACUGCUGUUAGCGCUUUGGUGGGGGUUCGUUAAUCCGAGCCCAGCUCAGCCCCCCGCACUCAGCCACUCCGGCUGGGGCAGGCCCUGCAGCACCCCUGCGCCUCCAGCCAUGGCAGGGGCACAUGGAGCCACAGCUGCUCUGGGCUGCCAGCUCUGUGGCAUGUCUAGGAGCAUAAUAAACUGUGCAAGUUUUAAACACC